Messenger RNA from Cynara cardunculus var. scolymus (artichoke), 2584 nucleotides. Its product is annotated as transcription factor GAMYB-like. The transcript is spliced from 4 exons. Bases 648 to 2306 code for a protein of 552 amino acids. Lineage: Eukaryota; Viridiplantae; Streptophyta; Magnoliopsida; Asterales; Asteraceae. The record is from RefSeq and is a predicted model, not a curated record.
CAUCUCUCUCUCUCUCUCUGGGUCUCUCUCUCCAUUUCCACAUUGCUUGUUCUCACAUCCCUUUACGCUUUUCUCUCUCUCUCUCUCUCUCUCUGAAUCCAAGUUUUGAUGAAAUCUGUACAUAUGUGUAUGUAUAAGUGUAAUCCUUGAAAAAUUCUAUGAUUGGAUCCUGGGUCUUUUUCUUUACUGAUCACGGCUAAGGUCUGAUAAACGAUUCAUCUUGUAUCCCUUUCCUGAAAUCAUUCACUUCACAUUGGUUCUUCGUCUUGUUCUUAUUGUUUAUUUUAUUUUUUCCUUUUCGAUUGUCCCAUUUGGUUUUCUUUUGAUUUCAACUAGAUCUGCAUCUGGGUCUACCAGUAGGAGAUAUAUAGAUUCUUUUUACGGUUUUUUAGCUAUUACUCGAUUUGAGUUUACCAAUCAGGUGUUUGAAUUGAAGAUUUUGGUUGAUAGCGAAUUCAUCGUAAUUCCAUCGAAGUUUCUGGCUUUAGUUGUUAUCGCGUCUUCUUCUUUUGAUUUUCAGAUUGAAUUUGAUUUACGGUUUCUAUCGGCGUUUUUCUAUUAUUUUUUGUUUCUCAAAUGACGAGGGAUUGAUAUUUCUUAAGCAAACAAGCGUUCUUCGUUGAGAUAAUCGUUUGUGUGUUACGGAGAUGAGCAACAUGACAAGUGAAAGCGAGGACAGAAUAAUGUCCAGGGAUUGCAUAAAUUCGCCAACAGUUGAUGAAGCCAGCACUGAAAGAAACAUGAUAGGAAAUGGCACACUUAAGAAAGGUCCUUGGACAUCUGCUGAAGAUGCAAUUUUGGUGGAUUAUGUGAACAAGCAUGGAGAGGGGAACUGGAAUGCCGUUCAGAAGCACUCUGGCCUUUCUCGUUGUGGUAAAAGUUGUCGCUUACGUUGGGCAAAUCAUUUAAGACCUGAUCUUAAGAAAGGUGCAUUUACACCAGAGGAGGAGCGACGAAUCAUUGAACUCCAUGCCAAGAUGGGGAACAAAUGGGCACGCAUGGCUGUUGAGUUACCUGGACGUACAGAUAAUGAAAUCAAGAAUUUUUGGAACACAAGAACCAAAAGAAGACAGCGUGCUGGCUUACCGAUUUAUCCUCCUGAUAUAUGCUUGCAAACACUAAAUGAUAAUACGCAAAGCCAGAACAUGGUCACGUUCACAAAUGGGGACACAUCACAUGCUGAAAUCUUGCCGACGAAUAACUUUCAAAUCCCAGCUGUGGAGUUCAAGAAUUUGGAAUUAAGUCACGAGUUGUAUCCGCCAAGCUUUCUUGAUAUACCUGGUGGCAAUUUUCUUGAUAUCCCAGGAGGUAGCCUGCUUCCACAAGGGAUUGGAUCUUCAUGUAAUAAUAGUUUUCUAUUCCCGAUGGCACAUGCUCCCAAACGUAUCAGAAGAUCCGAUACAUAUCCUGUCUGUGACGGUGGAGAUCUUAAUGAUUUUUUCCCAAAUGUCAAUCUUUAUCAAGAUGACAAACUUGCACAAUCAUUUGAGAUUUCCUCUUCAUAUAAUCAAAACCUCAAUGGGGACAUCCCAUCAUCGUCAUCCUGCUUUUUUUCUGGCAGCCAUGCCUUUUUAAAUGGCAACACUUCUUCUUCUGAGCCCAUUUCAUGGGCAACGAAGCUGGAGCUCCCUUCACUCCAAUAUUCUACCCAAAUGGGUAGCUGUGGUGCACCUUCUUCUCCGCUGCCUUCCCUUGAAUCUGUUGACACUUUAAUCCAAUCAACAUUGAUUGGUCAAACAAAGUCAGAUUCUCCGUCACCUAGGAACAGCGGCCUGUUAGAAGCAGUGCUCUACGAAUCACAAACCAUGAAAAUGUCAAAGAGUAACAACAAUUCAAAUGCUUCAGUUGUGCCUCGUGACAUUACUGACAGUUCGUCUCAGAAUUUGCAAGGGGACGAUGACUGGGAAGCCUAUGGCGACCCCAUGUCACCUUUGGGUCAUUCUGCUGCAUCUGUGUUCAGCGAAUAUACUCCUCAUCUUAGUGGAAGCUCUCUCGACGAACAUCAGUCAGUUGAGAUCAUUUCAGUUAAGCAUGAAGCAGAGGAAGCUAUUGCUAAGCAAUCUGACAGAGAGGAUGAGAAGGCGAACCACCUAAACUAUUCCAGGCCGGAUUUUCUUCUGGGCUCUAACUGGUUUGGUUCCACUUCAAAUGCAGACCGUAACAAAGAUCAGUCUGUGGUGAGCGAUCCAAUUGGUGCGCUUCUUGGUGAUGAUUUUUGCAGUGACUCCAAGCAAACGUUUCUAGGACACGAAUCUGGCAAAUGGGAUGACAUAUCUGAAAUCUGCAGAGCAGCCGAAAACCGUUAAAUGCUAAAAAUGACCAGAAAGACUUUGUGCCCAUUUUAAAAGACUAUUAUUUGGUUAAAUGUUGACUGGUUUGAAGAGUCUAGGAUUUGUGACCCAUUCACAGGGUUGGACCUCAGACCCUUUGUUUUCUUUAAGUACCUUGGAUUGGAUCAACUGCACCUUUGUGAUGUUAAAGACAGAUUUGGCUAUGUUUCCACUAAAUAUUGAUGAAUAAUGUGCCACUAGAAGAGUUCUAUAUGGAACUUUGAAGUGAAAACUAGAUAUAUAUCAUCAGUUUU